Cetraspora pellucida is the source of this 1341-nucleotide messenger RNA. The record is from the annotation of a GenBank genome assembly. Lineage: Eukaryota; Fungi; Glomeromycota; Glomeromycetes; Diversisporales; Gigasporaceae.
AUGCUUGAGGAGCAACCUAUUGAUAAACCUUCAAUAAUAAAUUCAGUUGAAAAUGAUGCCAUUAUUUGUGUUGAUUCCCCAUCUCCUAAUACUUCUACCAAUCAAGUCGUAAUAGAAGAUGAAGAAACCUUGAUGGAGGGUUUUGUUCCAAUUUCUCAAAGUCCAUCGACUACGCCUUUAAAUUCUCCUUCACAAAAUUUCAAUUCCAUAACUCUUCUAAAAAAAUUGGACAAACGACCUAUCGAGUCAUCUGAUUCAAUUUUAGAUAUCCCUUCCAAAAAAUCAAAGGAUUACACUGAAUCUGUUGCGAGAGGUUAUUUCUGUCUUGCCAAAUUCAGAGAAUGGAAAAAUAAUGAUGGUUCAUAUUUUCCGAUAUCAGUUAUUAAUCUAUGUAAUUACUUACGUGUCAAAAUGUUAACUAAUAAUAUAAAAAGUUUGGAUUGGAAUAUUAACGCUCUUGGUAAAUACCAAAAAAAUGUAUUAAAUAUUCAAAAUUGGAACGAUGUAAGAUUUCAUCAAGAUGUUAAGGAUUUAUUGAAUCAAAUCCGUAAAGAGAAAAUGAGUAAUGUUAAAAAAGUCAAUGAAAUAAAUGCAAAUGGUGAGGAUCUGAUUAAAAAAAUGAAAGGGAGAGAUUCGUCAGUAUUAUCUUCCAGUAGUGGAUCAUCAUCUCCUUCCCCAGCGCCUCUUCUGAGUGAUAAUCGAAAAACGAAACGUUUAACACGAUCAAAAAGUACUUAUGAUCGUAUGAAACCGUCUUCAAACGAUCAAGAAAUUAUUCAGAAUUUUGAUUCUGCAAGUGUUGCUCCAUUUCCAUUUCCGCAGAUGCAAGUUUCUGACGUUGAUUUACCAUAUGUAAUUAAAUAUAUACCCGAAUGUGACAUCAUGUUUCCAGCCCAAAAAGCUUUAAGCGAAGGAACUGGGGUUUCUCACACCAUGAUAUCUGUCACCGGUGAAUCUUCUCAAACACCAAUAUCAGAAGAAUCAAUGAUGUCUUUAUUAUCUACCCAAGAUGAUGUGGAUGUUUCUUCGACUUCAAUAGAUUUCUGGAAAGGGGUCGGUGUGUCAAACGAGAUAAUCCAAGAAGAUGAGGCUGAACCCGAAAGUUUUAAAUCUUGUUAUGAGAGGUCUCUAUCCAUUCUCAAGUCGUUAUAUGCAAAUCAUUGUAGCUUUCAUCCCGAUGGUUGUGUUUUGCUACCGGAUAACCUCCAUUUCGUUCUAAGUGACACACAUUAUCGCCGUUGGGCUUUAUUAUGCGCGUCAGGUGAUGAUGUUGUCGAAACGGAUUUGCCGGUCGCUGAAGAAUUGGAUGAAUUUUCCAAGAAACAUGCUGUCAAAGUUUAA